UUUUUUUUUGGUGUGGUUUACUCAUCUCUUGUACUUCACAUUUCAUCACAUCUCUGAUCUUUCCAAUCUUCUCCUCAUAGAUCUUGAUGGCGGCUUUCCCAACCGAUGAGGGAGACUCCUUUUCUUCUUCCACUCACAGGGGGGACUAUGAUGUCUUCUUGAGUUUUAGGGGUGAAGAUACUCGCCAUGGUUUUACUGGCUAUUUAUAUCAGGCUUUGUGUGAUGAAGGUUUCAAGACCUUCAUUGAUAAUAAAGAUCUCCAAAAAGGUGAAGAAAUUUCAGCAGAACUUAUCAAAGCCAUUAAAUCAUCAAUGAUUUCAAUUAUCAUAUUCUCUCAAAACUAUGCAUUUUCCACUUGGUGCCUUGAAGAACUUACCAAAAUUGUUGAGUGUAAGAAAAAUGGACAAAAAGUUUUACCAGUUUAUUACAAAGUGGAUCCAUCUGAAGUACGCAAGCAGGAAGGUAGUUUUGGAUUAGCACUAACUACACAUGAAAAAAAAUUCGAGAAUAACAUAGAGAAAGUGUUGAGGUGGAGGAUAGCUUUAUAUGAAGCAGCUAGUUUGUCUGGAUGGCAUUAUGAGGAUGGUUUUCCUGAAUAUCAGUUUAUCCAAGGAAUUAUUAGAGUGGUAUCAAGUACCAAAUUAAAUCGCACAAAGUUAUUUGUUGCUAAAUACCCAGUUGGAGUAGAUUCUCGUGCAGAAGUCAUAGAAAAUCUUUUAGAUAUUAAGUCAAAUGAGGUUCGUGUGGUUGGAAUUCAUGGCCUUGGGGGAAUAGGAAAGACUACAAUUGCAAAAGCUGUGUAUAAUAGAGUUGCUGAUCAAUUUGAAGGAAGUAGCUUCCUAAUGAAUAUCAGAGAAAAUUCAAGAACAAAUUGUAGCAUAAUCAAACUACAAGAGCAACUUCUUUCUGAGAUCUUAGGGAGCAAAGAAUUUAAGGUGCACAGUACAUCCAGAGGAAUCAAUGUGAUCAAGGAAAGACUUUCAUGCAAAAAGAUUUUUUUGAUUCUUGAUGAUGUGGAUAAAUUGGGCCAAAUAGAAAAUUUUCUAUUUGGAAAAUGUGAUUGGCUUGCUAAUGGAAGUAGAGUUAUUAUAACCACAAGAGACAAACAUGUGCUAACUACUCUUGGAAAUGAUCCUUUAAUCUACAAGGUUGUGCAAUUGGAUCGACAUGAAGCUCUUCAACUCUUUAGUAUGCAUGCCUUCAAUAAAAACGAACCUGAAGCAAAUUAUUUACAGCUUACAAAUCAAUUCAUAUGUUAUGCCAAUGGCCUUCCAUUAGCUCUACAAAUCAUAGGCUCCGAUUUGCGUGGAAGAAGCAUUUGUGAAUGGGAAAGUGAAUUAGAAAAGUAUAAGAAUAUUCCAAACAAUGAAAUUCAAAAUAUACUAAAAGUAAGUUUUGAAGGAUUGGACAAAAAUGAACAAGAUAUUUUCCUUGAUAUUGCAUGUUUCUUCCAAGGAAUGUCCAAAAAUUACGUUGUGGAUAUCUUAGCUGCUUGCAAUUUAUAUCCGAAUUCUGGUAUUUCAAAACUUAUUGAUAAGUGUCUCAUAAGUGCUGGAUUUGACAAUUUAUGGAUGCAUGACUUGCUACAACAAAUGGGUAAAGAUAUUGUUCAACAAGAAUCAAAUGUGCCUGGAAAUCGUACAAGGCUAUGGUGUUAUGAUGAUGCUUUAGAAGUUCUUACAGAAAAUACGGGUUCAGAUAAAAUUCGAGGCAUAAUGUUGUCAUUCCAUAAACCAAUAACAGUGACAUUGGCACCUAAAGCUUUCAAAAGGAUGAGAAAUCUCAAAUUUCUUAUAGUUGAUAAUGUGCACAUUUGUGAAGAACUUAAAUAUCUCCCCAACGGAUUAAGGUUCCUUCAAUUGCCUAAUUAUCCUUUUCCCUUAUCAUCCAAUUUUUGUCCUCAAAAACUUGUUACACUCGAGAUGCCACAUAGUCGCAUUCAGUUAGAGAAGUUAUUUAAGCAGGAGUUUCAAUUCCAGAAUUUGAAAAGUAUCAACCUUCGUAGAUGUGAGUCUAUUACAAAAUUACCUAAUUUAUGCGCCCCAAACUUAGAGAACUUGGAUCUUUCAUUUUGCAAAAAUUUAGUUGAGUGUCAUGAGUCCAUUAGAUUUCUUGAUAAGCUUCAAGAAUUGCGUCUUUCUAGUUGUGAAAAACUUCAAAAUUUUCCAAGCCAUCUCACGUGGAAAUCUCUCAACACUUUGGAUAUUUCAUCCUGCUCAAGGCUUGAUUUUUUUUCUUUCUUAUUCGCCGAAUGGUGUCUCACUUGGCCUAUGGACAUCAUUAGGGUUCAUGGUUUAUAUAGCUAUUGCUGUAAAAAUGUUGUGGAUCUUGAAGAUAUCAUCAAACAAAUUGUUCAGUCAGUUUGGAGAAUUUUGGCGAUCACGAUAUGAAUAUGAACUUAUACUACCUGGAUCAGAGAUUCCAAAGUGGUUCAAUCAUCAAAGUGUUGGAAAUUCCAUUUCAUUCUGGGUUGGUCGUGAUUGUAAUUAUCUAAAAUUUUAUUACUGUGUUGUUUUAGAACCGAAAUGGCAUGAUACUGUUCACAUCUCCUUGAAAUUUAAUGGAAUAAAGUUCAUUAAUUUGAUCCCUUAUAGAUUCAAACGGAUUACGGAUAUGACGUGUAAUCAUGUAUGGUUUUUAAAGCUAUAUGAAAGUCCCAUCGAUUCAAAGGACUUAGAUCAAUUUGAGUGGAAUCUUGUGGAGGUUGAAUUUGGAGCUGCUGUAUCUCAUACCCUAAGGUGUGGGGUCCAUGCUGAAUGCAUCUGUCCACUUGUUCAAGAUCUCUCCACCGACACUCUCCCACCUACUCCAAUACCUGCCUUUCCCAUUUGUUCUAUUUCAAACACUGUCACGCCUUCCCCCCACCUCUUAAACUCUUGUUUGGAGCUUUCAAAUUCGAAUUCAAUGGAAACAACAUAUACUGAUUCUGACUCACCUUCGGAGGGCUCUCAUGAUGAUGGAUGUGAUUCGAGUUUGUCACUGUGCACUUCUCCCAUGGGAACAAAUUAGCCUCAGGUCACUGUCCCUAAUGACACUAGCCACAUCUCUUUGCCAAAAUUACGCUUGGGUCUGCCAGGUUUGGGAAUUGGCCCAUAACUAUGUUAGUGAUGAUGAUUCUGACUUCAAUUUGUAUUCUCCAUUGAAGAAAAGGAGAAAAUCUUGAUCGAACUUGGAUGAAGAAAUAUGCCUCCAUCUGAAAAAGAACUUUGAAACAAUUUUCUUCUUCAUAGUUCCCAUUUCAUUUCUUUAGCAUUUGAUGCUAAGGUACGUCUCUUUUUUAUUAGUUGGAUUGUUUCAUUUGCAUCUUUGGAUGCUCAUUCAUUGGAUUGGGUACCAACAUAAUUUGAAUAGAAACUAACCCAAAGAAAAUGCUGAAUAGAUGAAAGAAAUUAUGAAAAACCUAUUUCAAUUUUUAGACAAAUUAUGAAAACAAGCAGUUACGUGUUUGUCGCAUAAUUUCUCUCUCUGAUAAUGAAGCUACUCCUACUUCUUGAUUUAUUAAAAUUUUGAUUUUUAUUCCAUUUCUCCAUUGUUAGCAUAAUAUGCGAGUAUUAGGAUUUUUGUCUAUUAGUCUAUUACUAGCCGGCACCAAUUUUGAAAAUUCAAACUUCAGUAGUAAUGACCUUAUAUGCUAAUGCCAUCCUUAAUUUCAUAAAGCAGGAGGUUUUGAAAUGGAUUUGACUUUGCCAAUAGUCGUAGUUUCAAGGUCCUUUGAACACACCAUUACAUUUUAAAUGCUUUCAUUUUAAAAUUGAUGCUGAUAGUAUAUAUUGUCUCAAAUUUUAUAAUCUUGUCAAAAUGUUGGGAAUUAUAUGUGGAUUUCUGAUAUUAGCUUGUUUGUUAUUGAUGAUUUCCUCCUCCACUAUGGUUGGUAUUGAUGUUACCUUCCAGGUUGAUCCAUUAGUGGAUGUAGCAUUUCUGGAAUGAAUUAGGGAGGUCUUUAAUCUGGUGGUAAUAAAAAUUUUAUAUUGUUAAGACUUUUUCGUUAUAACGUUUUGGGUGACGCUCUUUGGUUUUUUCUCCUCACUUGGGCAUGCUAUUUUAUAGCUUUAACUAUGAGUGAAAUGUGUCUUUGUUAUUGAUUGUUGGACUCUGAAGUGGUGAUUGAAAAACUGAAUGUGUAGAACCGAGCUAAGUUGCUGUGUGAAAUCCUACUAACAAGGUUUUGUUCUUUCACAUCAAGUUGUUCUUCAACCUAUGUAAUAGUGGAAUAUUUUUUUGCUUCCGAGGAUGAAACAACAUAAUUUUUGGGGGAUUGGUAGGGUUCUUUGGGUUGGUGUCGGAUAAUUUAUUGAAAUUUGAUCUCAAUUUUAGCAAUAAUUCACUACUUUUGGUCUGGUUCUUUGGAAUCAAGUGUGAAUUAACCAAAAAAUGAAAUUUGUGAUAAAUAGGAUUUUAAAUCAUGGGAGUUUAAAUUCCUUCAUUUGUUAAUUUCCAUGUAAAUAGUAAAGUUUCAUCCAAAAGCAAGAUAUCUAUUUCUAUUCCAUGUAAAUUAACCAAAUAUGCUUUUGAUUUUGUGUCAAAAGAAAUUCUUGAACCUGAUUUGAGGGGUAAAGACCCAACUACAAAAGAUAAAAGCCCAAGUCAAGAGCCAUUAAGCACCCUGGAGAAGAGUAUGUGCCACAAUGCACUGAACAUCUAGUUAGGAGCCAUUAUCUAUUUCUUCCAUAAAUAAUACUACAGGUACUUUGGUUUUGUUGCUUUGUUUGUAAGCUACGGACUUUUUGAAUUUUAGGGGAGAGGGGCAUAAAAUUAGAUAGGUGGCAUGAGCUGCUUCUCUUUGUAGUUUUCUAUUUUCCUAUCUCUGCAUAGUACAUAUUUUGAGUGAAAAGUACGAGGAAUAGCAACUGGUUAUGUGAGAUUCAUUUGUGACAUAUUCAUCAUUUGAGUGUUUAUAUAAGUUUUUUCUUCAACCCAAUGUUUAAUUGGUAUCUAUAUUAUUGGGGUGAAUUGCAGGGGACAAAAUACUUUCCUUAAAAAAUGAACCCGGGAUACUAAGUCAUAAUGGUGUUUUUUUUUUAUGUUUCAGUGUGGUGAAAACAUGAGAUUCAAAAUCAAUCCUUACAGUGGCUCAGUGCCUAGAGUUUCAUACUUUUUUUCCCCUCAUUUUCUAUAUUGUGUUGGCAUGAUAAGGAGUGUGUGGCAGUUCGACCAGAGCAAAGUACAAGUCAAUUUGUUUCAAGCAACAGUGCCAACACAGAAAAUUUAAGCAGCACAAGUAGGCCAAGGUUGAUUGAAAAUGAGGAUGGCUUCCUGGAGCUGAGCUGCUUGCAAGGGUGAGUCUGGACAUUACAUGAAAAUUAUUAUCUAUUUUUUGUCAUCAAUAAUAUGUUUAUGCCAAAAUUGUCAUGAUACAUCUGCGCAAUACCAAGAUUGACUGCCACCAAUGCUUUUGAUGGUGAAGUUAUGAAAGUAUUGAAUCGAUCAAUCUGAUACCAUUUUUUCAGGUCUGAUGAUGGAUCCAUUUUUCUUCUCUGACUCCACUUUUAGAUGGACCUCUAUGUGUAAAAACUGGGUUAUAGUGACCCAUUUAAAUCUUAUGGAAUGGCAAGAAAAACCUGCCUAGAGAACAUCACUCAUCACUGCCACAAGUGAGCCUCACUCAUUGCCAGUGGAUUCACAUACCUGUCCUCAUGCAAAUGCAUACUUGCUCACUUCAUAUUAGCUAUUCCUUGCUUUCCUCUAUCCUCCGUUUUCUGUCAUUUCACUCCAUUGAUCCAUAAAACAACUGAGUAGCAUGUGAGGUAACAAUUAUAUGGUAACUGCAAUUCAUGAGCAUACCUUUGAUAACUUUAGGUGAACGUACUUUGACCAUGAGGUAUAUUGGUUAAGGUCUAAUAUUCUGCAAUGGAGAGAACAAAUUAAAUGGACAUGCUUUUAGUAUCCUUUUUGCUUGCCUGCUGGGAUAUUUCUUCUACUUGUUUUGAUUUUUUAAAUUUGAGAGCCUGUUCUCUAAGUGUUUGGUUGCUACUACCAUAUUAUACGUAGAAACUGUUUUUUGUUCAUUCACUACCUUUAACUCAUUGAAGAUAUUGCAUUGCAGACAUGUCACAUUACAAAACUGGCAAGAUUGGUCUGAGAUGGAGGGCAGAGAAGGAAGUCAUAUCUGGGAAAGGUCAACUUUAGUUAUUCUGAAGCUGGAGAAAACAAACAAGCACUUGUGAAAUUGGUAACUUGUGAGAGAUGUGCGGAUAAGCUUCAUUACAAAAGGCAGAAAGAGAAGGAGCAAUCAGAAAAAAGAGAACGAUAAGAAAACAAAAGAAAGAGUCUAUUUCCAGGAAUUGGUCAAGGAGUAUUGAUGAAACAGAUAAUGACUGCGAAGGGAGCAAGGAGAGAAGAAAAG
Messenger RNA from Quercus lobata, 6343 nucleotides. RefSeq names its product TMV resistance protein N-like. Bases 87 to 2390 code for a protein of 767 amino acids. NCBI's taxonomy places the organism in Eukaryota, Viridiplantae, Streptophyta, Magnoliopsida, Fagales, Fagaceae. The transcript is spliced from 9 exons. The record is from RefSeq and is a predicted model, not a curated record. Gene Ontology annotation, molecular function: ADP binding. Gene Ontology annotation, biological process: signal transduction; defense response.